AUGGAAACGGGCGAAAUUGUCUUAGCGCCACGAAGUACUUGCCAAUCAAAGCCCUUUGUUGAGGAGGAUUUUAUUCUAACAAUGAAAGAUGUGUUGGAUAUCCGGAUACGAGCAAGGCUGGUUGUGUUAAGUUGUUGUCACAGUGGUCGUGGAGAGAUUAAGGCUGAGGGAGUUGUUGGAAUUGCAAGAGCAUUUUUGGGUGCCGGUGCUCGCUCUGUUCUCGUGUCGCUGUGGGCGAUUGAUGACGAGGCUACUCUUGUGUUUAUGAAACAUUUCUAUGAAGAACUGGUUACUGGGAAGCUUGCAAGUGAAGCUCUUAACCAAGCUAUGAAGAGCAUGAAAGAGUCUGAAGAGUUCAGCGAUGUGAAGUACUGGGCACCCUUUGUACUCAUUGGGGAUGACGUCACACUGGAAUUAAAUUGAAGAUAGCAUUUUGGAUAUUGUCAAAUGUAAGUAGGCAAUUAUUAAUUGAUGAUAUAUUUUGAAUUAAGCCACAUCAUAUUUGCACGAAAGGAAGUUAUCAUGCUAAACUAUAAAUUUCUGCCAUUCAGUUUUAGUGCCCUGAGCAGCUGACUGCAACGGCCCUAAUGCCUUUAAAGAUGAUUUGUUCUUAGUCACGUAUUAACAACGUAUGAUUUGCAAUGAGCAGCAAAAUGAUAUCCUGGUUUGCAGGAAGACUUUAACCAAAACUUUUCCAAGGAUAUACAAUGAUAAACAUAAUGACGUGAUGUCAAUGUAUAUCAAAAUGAGUGAAAGGAAUAUUUGGUCAUCGGUGCUGUUGCCACGCAUAGCUUGCAUCGAAAAUGUUAAUUGUUCUCUGCGCUGACUCCUCCGAUUUCUCAUACUUCUACAAAUAUCGGUGUGUUAAACAAGUCUUACUUUAGGAGCGUAUUCAAACCUAAGUUAAAAUGAAAAUUUUCUAUUUACCUUUCAGACACCUCUUACCUUGUUCGUAGAAGAGACAAGAUCCUUGCUGAUGGUUUUUGGCAACGAUUUGAAACCAAGUUCUCCGACGACAGGAAUUUCCUCAGUAUUUUCAGCGAUAUAGCUUGGUUUUAAAAACAAAAUGUCGCAGUUUUCAAACGUCCUAAUUAUCUUGGCACUUAACGACAUUGUCUGUCAGUAGAAAAAAAACUGAACGAGUUGCUGAGUUAGGUCCUUAAGGCGAAAUCUAAGUUUGAAACUUUUGUAUCAAUAACCUUAUUUUAAUUCCUUGAUACAGAGUAUGAAAGACACAACAGUGCAUUGCAGAAUAGUAGGUGAACUAUGGUAGAUUGUGCUUGUGACUUACAAUUGAAUUUUAAAACAUUAAUUCCAGUUUACUGAUUACGAUUGAAGUAGUUGAAGUAUUUCAAAAGACUCAAGAAGUGGUGCGCACUUCCUCAGUUAAAAAAAUUGUGGCGAAGUCUUUUUUUCUUUCUGGAAUGAGUUGACAGAAGUUAAACUUCGAAGAUUUGUUCACACAAUUUAUUUCAAAGGAUCAUGUAC
Pocillopora meandrina is the source of this 1488-nucleotide messenger RNA. The record is from the annotation of a GenBank genome assembly. NCBI's taxonomy places the organism in Eukaryota, Metazoa, Cnidaria, Anthozoa, Scleractinia, Pocilloporidae.